Molecule: messenger RNA, 517 nt
Organism: Prorocentrum cordatum
Lineage: Eukaryota; Dinophyceae; Prorocentrales; Prorocentraceae
Source: the annotation of a GenBank genome assembly
GCAGCAGGCGGAGGAGGAGGCAGAGCGUAGAACAUUGGUCUGCCUGUUCUGGCCGCUCUCGGCGCCCAAAUGCGGGCGGCGAAUCGGAAUCUGAAGGGCCCGCGGCCCGCUGUGGAGCGAGCAGAGCGAGGUGGCUCUCCGUCGCACUCCAGGGGGGCCGCAUGGCCCCCCACGACGGGAGAAGAACAAAAUCUAUGUGCGGACGCUCCUUCCGCGACAGGAGCGAGGAGAAGCAGGCACAACGGAAGUGCCGCCGUCACGGAAGGCACUGCCACAAGAGACGGCUCGCACGCUCCUCUGGCAGAGGGAGUGCGGCGGGACCGCUUCGGAUGCCAGCGAGCAGCUGAGGCGCACGUGCGCCUGGCCACGGCUGUGGUCUUCACAGGGAGAGGCGAUCUGGCCGCCCAUGGCACACAUCUGCUGUUUGCUGCUGCGGAUUUUGAUUAGAUUAUGAGGCGGUCGCUGCUUCUCCGACGACUAUAUAUCCCAUCUUGGACCAUCUGCCAGGGCGCGCCAG